This is a messenger RNA of Cuscuta europaea, 1811 nucleotides long. NCBI's taxonomy places the organism in Eukaryota, Viridiplantae, Streptophyta, Magnoliopsida, Solanales, Convolvulaceae. The record is from the annotation of a GenBank genome assembly.
ACGGAUGAGCUUGCCCAAACCUUCAAAUUUUCGAACCUCAGCGGGAAAAGGAACACACUGUCCAGUCGCAUUGCAAGGCAACCGCCACCGUUUUUCACCCACAACCACUUCCAUGAACAGCGGCGGGGAAAAGCAAGUUCUCACCAUUGCCUCUAAAACCAAUAAGAGGUCUCGGCGGAGCUUUGAAGCAACAAAAGCACUCCCAGUCUGCGGAGGCGAUAUAGAGGAUGUUGUCGUUUUCGCCCAAGAUGAAACCCUAAAAAUAAGGGCUUCUCUGUUGGAAUGGUACGAUCGCAAUCGAAGAGACCUCCCGUGGAGAAGAGUGAGCGAUAAUGUCAGUGAGGACGAGAAAGAAAAAAGGGCUUACGAGGUCUGGGUUUCUGAGAUAAUGCUGCAGCAGACAAGGGUCCAGACGGUUAUCGAUUACUUCAACCGGUGGAUGGAGAAAUGGCCGACUGUUCAACACUUGGCUCGAGCUUCUCUUGAGGAGGUGAAUGAGAUAUGGGCGGGUUUGGGCUAUUAUAGAAGGGCUCGUUUUCUUCUAGAGGGUGCUAAAAUGAUAGUUGCAAAUGGAAAUGGUUUUCCAAACACUGCAUCUGAUCUUCGAAAGGUUAAGGGGAUCGGUGAAUAUACAGCUGGGGCUAUUGCAUCCAUUGCCUUUAAUGAGAAAGUGCCUGUUGUUGAUGGAAAUGUAGUCAGAGUCAUCGCAAGACUUAAGGCCAUAUCUGCCAAUCCUAAAAGCAAAGCGACUGUCAAGAAUCUUUGGGAUCUAGCCGGCCAAUUAGUUGACCCUUGUAGGCCUGGAGAUCUCAACCAGUCUCUCAUGGAGCUUGGUGCAACUACAUGCUCCCCGUUGAACCCAAGAUGUGAUGCAUGUCCAAUCUCAACUCAAUGUGGUGCCCUAUCCCUCUCUAGACAGGAUGAAUCUGUUGGAGUUACUAAUUUCCCAAUGAAAGUAGCCAAGGCUAAACAAAGGCGUGAUUAUUCUGCUGUGAGUGUAGUGGAGAUAUUAGAAAGCCCAUUAGGUUCUAAUAGUAAGUUUCUUAUCGUGAAGAGGCCAACUGAAGGUUUGCUUGCUGGGCUAUGGGAGUUUCCGUCUGUCUUGUUGGAUGGAGAAGAGGAAUUGAUUUCAAGAAGAGAAGCAACUGACAAUUUUCUGAGAUCAUCUGUCAACUUAGACACGAAGAAGUCUUAUACUGUUGUUUUAAGGGAACACGUAGGAGAAUAUGUUCAUAUCUUCACUCAUAUUCGUCUCAAGAUGUUCAUAGAAUUGUUGGUUCUCUGUCCUAAAGGAAAAAGGAAUUUGCUGAACAGCAAACAAGGUGAGGAGACUGCAAUAUGGAAAUAUGUUGAUGGGGAAGAACUCUCUACCAUGGGGUUAACAUCUGGAGUUAAAAAAGUAUAUAGCAUGAUUCAGAAAUACAAACAAACUAAAUUGGAUUCCACCACUAUGAAACAAAGACGGAGAAAAGCUGCGAGAAAAUAGAUUCUCCUAGUUACUGUUUUGCUUAGAAGGAUGAAAUUUUGCCUACAGUAUGUUGCCUUCAACUGAGAAAAUAUCCAAGAAAACUUCUUACUGGUGCAGUGGCUUAACGAGGAUUGAUGUCUGGGGAAUGAAUUUGAGCAGAACACUUGGGGAAUUGCUGUUUAGAUCAGCUGUACUCUAAUGUCAAUGUACAAAUUAAUAACAUUUGUAUAAAUAAUAUAUUUACAUUGCAUGGAAUUUUAAGCCCAAUUUUUAUGCAUAUUUUUUGCUGUUUGGGGAACAUUGCAAUGUGAUUAUGUGAGUAUCCUUUUUUGUUCCAAUAUUU